AUGAAUAUUGCCGAGGACCAGUUCCCGAAUGCCGCAGGAUACUACAGUGCUGUUUUGCGAGAGAAGGAAGAUGCACACAUUGCUGCCGCUAUACAGUAUACCGUCGAAUGGCUCAAUCAACGCGGGAUCUAUGGCGAAGUCGAGUAUCUCAUCGAUUAUUUGGACGAUAUCGAUCACUACGAUGCUUUGAAGAAAGCAUGUUCAAUGUUCGAGCGAGAUAAAGUGAUUGCACUCAUUGGUAAUUCACACGCUUUACUGAACGCUCAGCUGGAGAGAUUAACAGAUCAGCUAGAUAUACCAUUAUUGACGGCACUGGACGAUGUUGAACGCAAUAAUGGCAAUACCAAGGUGGGUUAGUC
Cylicostephanus goldi is the source of this 359-nucleotide messenger RNA. The record is from the annotation of a GenBank genome assembly. Lineage: Eukaryota; Metazoa; Nematoda; Chromadorea; Rhabditida; Strongylidae.